AUGUUAAAGAGACUUAAAACCAAUUUAUUUGGAGACCGCCCUAGUCCCAAUCUUUAUUUUGAAAAAACUAAACUAUUUGAUUUUAGAAAUGAAGACAAAUUGACUGAGUGGAAUGAGCGUGAAGAAUGGUAUAAAUGUGCUAGUAGUCAUGCAUAUGGUGUAUAUGAUGAAAGUGAUAAAGCCGAAGAAAGUGAUAAAAGCGAUGAAGUUGAUGAUAAUAGUAUUUUUACUGAACCUAAAGAAAAUAAUAAUAAUAGUAUUUUUACUAAACCUAAUGAAAAUGAUGAAUGUUUUGAGCUUUAUAAUCUAACUACACUUCAAGCUUUACUACUUAGAAAUUAUCUUCACUUUUAG
Molecule: messenger RNA, 354 nt
Organism: Vairimorpha ceranae
Lineage: Eukaryota; Fungi; Microsporidia; Nosematidae
Exons: 1
Coding region: 1-354 (117 amino acids)
Source: RefSeq, a predicted model, not a curated record